Molecule: messenger RNA, 2138 nt
Organism: Amaranthus tricolor (Joseph's coat)
Lineage: Eukaryota; Viridiplantae; Streptophyta; Magnoliopsida; Caryophyllales; Amaranthaceae
Product: ribosome biogenesis protein WDR12 homolog
Exons: 14
Coding region: 106-1416 (436 amino acids)
Biological process (GO): ribosome biogenesis
Cellular component (GO): preribosome, large subunit precursor
Molecular function (GO): protein binding
Source: RefSeq, a predicted model, not a curated record
AUUUUAAAAAACCUAUUUGUUAUUGGCCGCGUCAUAAAUUAAACGAUAUCGAUAAACCCUAAUAAAGCCCUACACAUCGUUUCUCUCUUUUUAACUCUGGCAGCCAUGGAUAUGGAGACAGACCAGAACGUGAAGAGAGUGCAGGUUAGGUUCGUAACUCAGUUGGAUGACCAAUUUAAAGUUCCUACCAACGCCAUUGCCAUUCCUUCAGACCUCACUCGCUUAGGUCUUUCUUCUAUUGUCAAUAAUCUUCUCAAAGCCGUUGAUUCUGAUUGGGAACCUGAACCAUUUGAUUUUCUGAUUGAUGGCGAGUUGGUUCGAAUGUCCCUUGAAGAGUUUCUUCUUGCUAAGGGCAUUUCAGCGGAAAAAGUUGUGGAAAUAGAAUACAUUAAGGCUAUUGUCCCUCGCAAACAAGAAGAGCCAUGUUUGCAUGAAGACUGGGUUAGCGCCGUUGAUGGCUCUGAUCCCGGGUUUAUUUUGACUGGAUGUUAUGAUGGUUUCGGAAGAAUAUGGAAGGCUGCUGAGACAUGUACACAUAUGUUACAAGGUCAUAGUGGUGCCCUCACCUCUCUUUGUAUCAUCAAUGAUAAGGGUUCUAAUGAUGACAACACCAGGCGUGUGGUCACUGCUUCAAAGGAUCGAACGCUGAGGCUUUGGAAGUUUGACGUGCAGGGUUCCAUGAAUCAUCCAGUUACAAUUAAUGCUUCUAAAGUCUUACGAGGACAUAGUGCUGCCGUCGAAUGCGUCUCGUGCCAGCCAUAUGGAAACAUGAUUUGUUCAGGUUCCUGGGAUUCCACUAUUAAUCUGUGGCAAACCAAUCAUUCCGAAGCUGAUGGUGAUAUCACAACUACUAAAAAAAGAAAAACAAGUGGUGUUUUAAAUGAGUCACAAUCAGAGGGUGAAGCUGUAUCUACGUUGGUGGGACACACUAACUGUGUUUCUUCUGUACUCUGGUCUCAAGAUGAAACUAUAUAUUCUGCUUCGUGGGACUUUUCUAUCCGAACUUGGGAUGUUGAAACAGGGAACGCUACAUGGAUCAUGAACUGUGGUAAGGCUCUUAACUGCAUUGAUGUUGGAGGAGAGAGCUCGGCGCUAAUAUCAGCUGGUGCAUCCGAUGGCACAUUAAGGAUUUGGGAUCCUCGUAGACCAGGGACACUGGCUCCUUUGUAUCAGUUUUCAUCACAUACGAAUUGGAUCUCUGCUUGUAAAUGGCACAAGGAAUCUUGGUUCCAUCUAGUGUCUGCGUCAUAUGAUGGGAAAGUAAUGCUAUGGGAUCUGAGGACAGCGUGGCCUCUAUCGGUGAUUGAUUCACAUAGUGACAAGGUGUUGUGUGUUGAUUGGUGGAAAGGUGAUAGUGUUAUCAGUGGUGGAGCAGAUUCAAAAAUGUGUAUUGCAUCAGAAAUUUCUGUGAAGUAAAGCAGAUUGUUUACACUGUUUCCUCUGGUGUGAAGUCAAGAAGUUCAAGUACUCCUGAAACUGUUUCUUUACAUAAACACAGCAGCUCUGUUUCUGUCGGAUCUGAAAAUGCGAGCAAACGUGAUCCCCACUGCUCACUGUUAAGAGGAAACGAUUGUGGGUAUGAUGAUUUUGCUGAAGGCUAAUCACUUUCGGCUUAGUUUUGAUGUCAUAGGGUGCAGCUUCAAUCAAUACUUAAAUCGUUCCUGCUGAGGUUUUGUAUGCUUAGGAUUUCUAGUUUUCGUUACAAAACUCAUUUUUGUAUGCUUCUGAUUGUGAAGUAAAUCUGAGGCAUUGCAUUGCUAUAGUUUACUUAUGAGUAUAUCUGUUCUGUUGUAUGAAUUUAGACUUGGAGGCUGUCGGCUAACACACUGCUCGUCAGCCUUCCAAUGUCUAGGAAUUAAUUAUCAUUGUCCCAUGUUCGCCUUCGUAGAUCGCAGACUUUGAUCAUUUCAACAUUCCAAAUAUGCAAGUUUGGUACUUGAAUGCCUUUUAAAUAGGGGGAUGACUGAGUGACAACAUAAUUCUAUUAGAUUCAAAUAAAAACAAUAAUUUUAAAGCCUUAAUUUUAAAAGGCAAAAGCUAACGAAUGUAUAUUUUAAAUUUACUUUAACUAUUAAAAUGUCCCUUUCAAGGCUUAAAUCUCUACUUUAAAGCUUAAAAUUCCUACUCUAAGUCUUAAA